UUAAGAGGCAAUGUACUAAGUAGCAUUAGUAGAAAGCAUUGCUACAACCCCAAAAACCAGUACAAAUGUACAAAAAAUGAAACAUGGAAGACAUUUACAAACCAGUAAAACACAAUUAGCUACUAAUUUUAUACAAACCAGUAAAACACAAUUAGCUACCUAGCAAGCCAAACUUAGAUUAAAUAUAGUCGCCAUUUCACAGCAUGCCAUGUUUCUUUCUCCAGUUUUCUAGAGAAAGGAAUGCAAGUGCUAAAGAGUUUUUAAAUCUAAAUUUAUUAAAGUAAAUUAAAACUUACUUAUCUAGUCUGGCCUACGUGUAGUUUAUUGGACCUCUAAUUUUAUAAUUCAUUAUACAUAUUAAUGCAAUGUCAUUAAUGCACUCUUUAAAUUAUUAUUAUAGUCACACUUCAGAAACUAUAAACUGCGACUAGUUAAAUGUGCCACAGAAAUGUCAAAUUUAAUAAAGUCACUGCUGCUUAAUGAGGUGUUUGGCCAUAUUAUACUUGGUACAAAAACAAUUGUGCAUACUGUAAAUUACAGUAUGCUUUGUAGUUAACAUCAGAGUUAGAUGUAUAAACUAUAUGAUAUACUGCAGCUUUGAUAUCUAGCCCCAAUGAGUUCCAUAAUAUCAGGACACCAUGACAUGGAACUCUGCACCUGAGUAACAUGAAAUCACUUUUAAAUUUACUUUAUAAUUACAGUGAUAAGAAUUUCCUGUGAUAUUUCUGCUAUUAGAACUUUUAACAAAACCAACAAAAUCACUCUGUGUGGUAAGAUUAGGUAACUCAGCCAGGCACAUUGGAGAUGUGUAAGGCUCUGAGGUCUGCACUACAGAUGUUUUUGACUGCACACAUUUUUUUGUUAUUGAAGUAUAAGUAUGGUGCCGACAGUUAGACAACGACAACUGCCCCUUACUCCCAGUAAUCCACCAGCCCAAAUGGGGCAGAGGGAGAUACCAGGCCCCAGACAACAGAUAGAUAAUGGGUAAGGGAGAAGAAUGACGUGAGAGAGAGAGAGGCUCGAGAGGGGGCUGUCAUGAAAGAAAGCAUGUUGUGUUGAAAGCAUGGAAGUAUGCUGUGGUGUGCUGCCAUUAGACGUCUACAAGACUACUUUUUAACUAGCUUUGCCCUGAGCGAAGAGACAGUGCAGUUCAGAGCUUGGGAAAAAACCCAAACAAAAUACUGAUCCCUGGGAAAGGAAGAACAUUCAUAGUAGGAUAAGUGAGAGAGCGAGACAGCGACGUAGAGAGAGCGAGAGAGAGAGAGAGAGACUGACGGAGUGAGAGAGAGAGACUGGUGUACAAGGUGCCAUAAAAAGCAAACUUGUUUGAGCAAGACGACAAAGCAGAAGAGACAAGACCACAUUCAGAACUCAUGGCAAAACAACAAAACACAAAAUCUCAGGGACACUGAGGACCAUACCCCAAAAGACACUUACAGGUAGCACAGAAGCAAAGUGAAACUUAAAGUCCAGCGACACAUCGAAUGCUCCUGAUAUACUAUUUUUUCAUCUGAACAUCUGUCUGAAGGACAGGAAAAAUGCUACGCAGGAUUUUCCAGCGGAGACUGAAGCAUGAACGCUUGCAGGAGGAGCCAGAAGUGCGAUUUAAAGGGAAACUCAUCUCUGAGAAAGACCUGGGGUAUACGUAUGUACGGCCAGGAGGUUCCAACUACUCCAGCCCAUCUCUGGCUCCGGUGGCCAGUCUGAAUGAGCAGGAGCACAGCAGUGGUAGCGGCGGUGGGGGCAGAGGUGGCGUGGUAGGUUUGGCUCCGGAACACAUCCCCACACCAGGUGCCGCUCUCAGCUGGCAGGCGGCCAUCGACGCUGCAAGGCAGGCCAAGCUGAUGGGCAAAGCUGGGGCCCCCAUCUCCACAGCCAGCUCCACCCAGCGCAAGAGGCAGCACUACAGCAAGCCCAAGAAACAGACCACCACAGCGGCCACACGGCCACCACGUGCCCUACUUUGUCUUACCCUCAAGAACCCCAUCCGCAGAGCCUGCAUCAACAUUGUGGAGUGGAAACCCUUUGAAAUCAUCAUUUUGAUGACUAUUUUUGCUAACUGCGUGGCCUUAGCUGUCUACAUCCCCUUCCCAGAGGACGACUCCAAUGCCACCAACUUCAAUCUGGAGCGAGUAGAGUAUCUGUUCCUCAUCAUCUUUACAGUGGAGGCUUUUCUGAAGGUGAUUGCCUAUGGUCUACUGUGUCACCCCAAUGCCUAUCUGAGGAAUGGCUGGAAUCUGCUGGACUUUAUCAUCGUGGUUGUAGGGUUGUUUAGCGCUAUAUUAGAGCAGGCCACAAAAGGGGAUGGAGGAACGCCAAUAGGAGGAAAAGCAGCAGGGUUUGAUGUAAAGGCCCUACGAGCAUUCAGAGUGCUGAGACCUCUACGACUGGUGUCCGGAGUGCCCAGUUUACAGGUGGUGUUGAACUCCAUUAUUAAAGCCAUGGUUCCCCUGUUGCACAUUGCCCUCCUCGUCCUCUUUGUCAUCAUCAUCUAUGCCAUCAUCGGUCUGGAACUCUUCAUGGGAAAGAUGCACCGCACAUGCUUUUUCAUCAGAGAUGGACAGAAAGGUGCUAUAGCUGAAGAGAAGCCUGCACCCUGUGCCCCAAACUCAUCGGCCCAUGGACGUCACUGUUCCCCACCCAACAUCACACAGUGCUAUAUGGGAUGGGAGGGGCCAAAUGACGGAAUCACAAACUUUGAUAACUUUGCAUUUGCCAUGCUGACAGUGUUUCAGUGCAUCACUAUGGAGGGCUGGACUGACGUCCUCUACUGGGUGAACGAUGCUGUAGGGAACUCCUGGCCAUGGCUUUAUUUUGUUACUCUAAUCAUCAUUGGCUCAUUUUUUGUUCUUAACUUGGUUCUGGGGGUCCUGAGCGGAGAGUUCUCUAAGGAGCGUGAGAAGGCGAAGGCUCGUGGAGAUUUCCAGAAGUUGCGUGAGAAGCAGCAGCUUGAGGAGGACCUGAAGGGCUACCUGGACUGGAUUACACAGGCUGAGGACAUUGACCCAGAGAACGAUGAUGAAGGACUGGACGAUGACAAACCCCGAAACCGGAAGACUCGUUUACAGUACUUUCGUGGAGCAGUGAAGAAAAAAGCAGCUGUACUUUUGAGUAUUCCAGCAAGUGAGAAUGAGUCAGUGAAUACUGAUAACGCUCCAGCUGGAGACAUGGAGGGAGAAACUUGCUGCACACGCCUAGCAAAUAGGAUCUCCAAAUCCAAAUUCAGUCGAUAUUCACGCCGUUGGAAUCGUCUGUGCCGGCGUAAGUGUCGGGCUGCAGUAAAGUCAAAUGUGUUUUACUGGCUGGUGAUUUUUUUAGUGUUUCUGAACACUCUCACGAUUGCAUCAGAGCAUCAUCAACAACCAGACUGGCUCACAAAUGUACAAGAUAUUGCCAACAAGGUUCUCUUGGCUCUCUUUACUGGCGAGAUGCUUCUGAAGAUGUACAGUUUGGGACUACAGGCAUAUUUUGUCUCCCUUUUUAACCGUUUUGAUGGCUUUGUGGUAUGCGGUGGGAUCCUGGAGACCAUCUUGGUGGAGACAAAGAUCAUGUCACCUCUGGGUAUCUCAGUUCUGCGUUGUGUGCGUCUGCUUCGCAUCUUCAAAAUCACUAGGUACUGGAACUCUCUCAGCAACCUGGUGGCAUCUUUGCUGAACUCUGUCCGCUCCAUUGCUUCCCUGCUGCUGCUGCUCUUCCUCUUCAUCAUAAUUUUCAGUUUGCUUGGCAUGCAGCUGUUUGGUGGAAAGUUCAACUUUGAUGAGACACGUCGCAGCACCUUUGACAACUUUCCCCAGUCUUUACUCACAGUCUUUCAGAUUCUGACUGGAGAGGACUGGAACUCAGUGAUGUAUGAUGGGAUUAUGGCAUAUGGAGGGCCAUCAUUUCCUGGCAUGCUUGUUUGCAUCUACUUUAUCAUUCUCUUCAUCUGUGGAAAUUACAUCCUCCUGAAUGUAUUCUUGGCCAUUGCUGUGGACAACCUGGCGGAUGCAGAAAGCCUGACAUCAGCUCAGAAAGAGGAAGAGGAAGAGAAGGAGAGGAGGAAGCUAGCUAGAAUGGCUAGUCCAGAGAAGCAGCAAGACAAUGAAAAACCUCCAGUAGAGGAAGAAAAACGAGAGGAGAAGAUUGAGCUGAAAUCAAUCACCUCAGAUGGAGAAACACCAACAACCACCAAGAUAAACAUCGAUGACUACACAGGAGAUGAUAAUGAGGAGAAGAAUCCAUAUCCAGUAAAUGACUUCCCAGGGGAGGAAGAUGAUGAAGAGCCAGAGAUGCCAGUUGGUCCAAGGCCACGACCACUUUCUGAAAUUCAGCUGAAGGAGAAAGCCAUUCCCAUGCCUGAGGCCAGAGCCUUCUUCAUCUUCAGCCAUACCAACAAGUUUCGGGUUUUGUGUCAUAAGAUUGUGAACCACAAUAUCUUCACCAAUCUCAUCCUCUUCUUCAUUCUGCUGAGCAGCGUCUCUCUGGCUGCAGAGGACCCAGUGAAGAGUGACUCAUUCAGAAAUCAGAUUCUAGGCUAUGCAGAUCAUGUGUUUACAGGUCUCUUUACAAUAGAGAUCAUAUUAAAGAUGACAGCAUAUGGAGCAUUCCUCCAUAAGGGUUCUUUCUGUCGUAACUACUUUAACAUUCUGGAUCUGGUGGUGGUCAGUGUUUCUCUCAUCUCCUCAGGGAUUCAGUCGAGUGCCAUUAAUGUAGUAAAGAUUUUGAGAGUUCUUAGAGUCCUCAGACCCUUGAGGGCCAUCAACAGGGCCAAGGGCCUCAAACAUGUGGUGCAGUGUGUGUUUGUGGCAAUCCGCACCAUUGGGAACAUUGUCAUCGUUACCACUCUGCUGCAGUUCAUGUUUGCUUGUAUUGGAGUACAGCUCUUUAAGGGCAAAUUCUCUUACUGCACAGACUCUUCCAAACAGACGGAAGCAGAAUGCAAGGGGACUUAUAUCCUGUAUAAAGAUGGUAAUGUUGGCAAACCAGAGAGAGCUCUGCGUAUCUGGGAGAACAGUGACUUCAACUUCGAUGAUGUUUUGCAAGGCAUGAUGGCCUUGUUUGCUGUAUCCACUUUUGAGGGAUGGCCAGGGCUCCUAUACAAAGCCAUAGACUCCCAUGCUGAAGAUGUAGGACCCAUCUACAACUACCGUGUGGUCAUCUCCAUCUUCUUCAUCAUCUACAUCAUUAUCAUCGCCUUCUUCAUGAUGAACAUCUUCGUAGGUUUUGUCAUUGUCACGUUCCAGGAGCAGGGCGAGCAGGAGUAUAAGAACUGCGAGUUGGACAAGAACCAGCGGCAGUGUGUGGAGUAUGCACUAAAGGCACGACCACUACGCAGGUACAUUCCCAAAAACCCAUACCAGUAUAAGGUAUGGUACGUGGUCAACUCCACCUACUUUGAAUACCUGAUGUUUACCCUAAUCCUACUCAACACCAUCUGCUUGGCAAUGCAGCACCAUGGUCAGUCCACGUCCUUCAACAAUGCCAUGAACAUCCUCAACAUGCUUUUCACUGGUCUGUUUACUGUGGAGAUGAUCCUCAAACUCAUUGCCUUCAAGCCCAGGGGUUACUUUAGUGACCCCUGGAAUGUUUUUGACUUCCUCAUCGUAAUUGGCAGCAUUAUAGACGUCAUUCUGAGUGAAAUAAAUCAUUAUUUUGUCGAUGCAUGGAAUACAUUUGACGCUCUCAUAGUAGUGGGUAGCGUUGUUGACAUAGCUAUCACAGAGGUUAACCCAGCUGAUCCGUCCUCCUCCACCCCUUCCUCUGUGGUAAGACCAAUGGGGCAACAGAACACUGAAGAUAAUGCCCGGAUCUCCAUCACGUUCUUCCGACUCUUUCGAGUGAUGAGACUGGUGAAGCUGCUAUCUCGUGGAGAAGGAAUUCGGACCCUGUUGUGGACCUUCAUCAAAUCCUUCCAAGCUCUUCCAUAUGUAGCAUUGCUUAUUGUAAUGCUCUUUUUCAUCUACGCUGUUAUUGGAAUGCAGGUGUUUGGUAAAAUAGCACUGAGAGACAACAGUCAGAUCAACCGAAACAACAACUUUCAGACCUUCCCACAAGCUGUUCUCCUGCUCUUCAGGUGUGCGACAGGAGAGGCAUGGCAGGAGAUUAUGCUAGCCUGCUCCCCUCACCACCCUUGUGAGAAGGGCUCUGAUGAGAGUCCUACCACUGAGGAUUGUGGCAGUUACUUUGCUAUCAUCUACUUUGUCAGUUUCUACAUGCUUUGUGCCUUUCUAAUUAUCAACCUGUUUGUGGCUGUCAUUAUGGACAACUUUGACUAUCUGACACGUGAUUGGUCAAUCCUGGGGCCACAUCAUCUGGAUGAGUUCAAGAGGAUAUGGGCAGAGUACGACCCUGAGGCCAAAGGAAGGAUAAAGCAUCUGGAUGUGGUGACAUUACUGAGGAGGAUUCAGCCACCACUGGGCUUUGGCAAACUCUGUCCCCAUCGAGUAGCUUGCAAGCGCCUGGUGUCCAUGAACAUGCCUCUGAACAGCGAUGGCACCGUAAUGUUCAAUGCUACUCUGUUUGCCCUAGUGCGAACCGCCCUCCGCAUUAAAACCGAAGGUAACUUGGAGCAGGCAAAUGAAGAACUGAGGGCCAUAGUAAAGAAAAUCUGGAAGAGGACCAGUAUGAAAUUGCUCGACCAGGUUGUACCCCCAGCUGGAGAUGAUGAGGUGACAGUGGGAAAGUUCUAUGCCACAUUCCUUAUCCAGGAAUACUUCAGGAAGUUCAAGAAGCGGAAGGAGCAGGGCUUGGUGGCUAAAGUGCCUCCAAAGACUGCUCUUUCUUUGCAGGCAGGCCUGCGUACACUGCAUGACAUGGGUCCAGAGAUUAGGAGGGCAAUAUCUGGGGACCUAACCGUGGAGGAGGAGCUGGAGAAGGCCAUGAAGGAGACGGUGUGUGCAGCAUCUGAAGAUGAUAUCUUCAGGGUAAAGCGAUCUGGAGGUCUAUUUGGAAACCACGUAAAUUAUUACCAUCAGAGUGAUGGCCGUGCCUCCUUUCCACAAUCCUUUACAACUCAGCGGCCACUGCACAUCAGCAAGUCAGGCAGCCCUGGAGAGGGAGAGUCCCCGUCGCAUGAGAAACUUGUGGACUCCACCUUCACCCCAAGCAGCUAUUCCUCCUCAGGUUCCAAUGCCAACAUCAACAAUGCCAACAAUACCGCCAUUGGACACUGCUACCCGAGCCCCUCCAUCAGCACUGUAGAUGGGCACACCAGACCUCUGCUCACACCUGUACUGCUGCCUCACUCCUCAUGGUGCUUCCCUAACAAGAGCUUGGACACGAGUGAGAGUCGUCUCCCCAUAAUCCGCCGGGAAGAGGCAUCCACAGAUGAAACAUAUGACGAGAUGUUUACAGAGAGCAACUGUGACCAGAGCAUGCUCUCCACAGAAAUGUUGGCUUUGCAGGAUGAAGAGUGUAAGCAGUUAGCUGUGACUGGGGAAGGGGAUGUGGGAGAGGACAGAAGACCAUGGCAGUCUCCUCGACGAGCCUUUCUCUGUCCUACUGCACUCGGUCGACGAUCUUCCUUUCAUUUAGAGUGUCUGAGGAGACAGACCAGAGCUGAUCCUUCUCAAAAGACAGCACUAUCCUUGCACCUGGUUCAGCACCAGGCACUGGCGGUAGCAGGGUUGAACCCCUUGGUGAGGAGGAGUCAUUCUCCUACUUUGUUCACACGUCUGUGUUCCACACCUCCUGCCAGUCCUUGCAGCCAUGGGGCAGGUGGGCUAUGCGAACAGCCUGUGCCCUCACUGAGGCUAGAGGAACCGGGCUCCUAUGAGAAGCUCAACAGCAGCCUACCAUCAGUUAACUGUGGCUCAUGCCCAAGUGACAGUAACGGACAUGAUACAAGGAGCUCUCGGAGAGCACUGCGUCCCAUCUCUCUAACAGUGCCAUCUGUUACAUGCAAAGAAACAGGCUCAUUCUCACAUGGCAGCGCUGGCAGUCUUGUGGAAGCGGUGUUGAUAUCUGAGGGGCUGGGCCGUUAUGCACAGGACCCCUCUUUCAUCGAGGUGGCAAAGCAGGAGCUUGCUGAUGCUUGCGACAUGACCAUGGAGGAAAUGGAGAAUGCGGCAGAUAACAUACUAAAUGCCAAUGGGCCUCCAAGCCCUAACGGCAACCUUCUGCCCUAUAUGCACUGCAGGGAUACUGGGACCCCGGAGCCACUGCGGAGCAACAGCCAGGGGCUGUCCAGAGCCGGGGAGACAGAGGAGCUGCUGAGGAGUGGCCUGGAGGAUCUUGAGAAAGGGACAGGGGGGCUGCGGGCAGCUGGGGGGGGUCAACGGAACAGUCGGCUGAUGGAGGAUGAGGACAUGGAGUGUGUGACCAGCUUGUAGGGAUAAAGUUAGCCCUGAGGAGUUCCUCUGUUUCAGCCCACCAUUCUCUCAUUAGUUCCCUUGCUCUGGAAAGUCAGAACAGUUUCUUUCAAACUUGUAUUUAUUGUAGGAGUAUAAUGCAAUUUGACUUAGCUGAAACUGAGGGUUAUUUGUUUUUGUGUUUUUUAUGUGUGAAUGACUGUGAGCAAAUGUGUGCAUUUGGGUGUAUGAAUGUGUGUAGGUUGUAUGAAUGAGAAGGAGAGAAACUGUAUCUAAAGUGCCUCACAGUUCUUAAAACCUUGACUGAGAGAUUGAAGCAAAAUGCAAAGACAAAAAAGACUUCAAAAACACAGGAAAAGUAGAACUCUACUUUGUCAUAUAUAAUUUCCUGUUACUUCAUUGUUGGGGUAUAAUCUGCAGCAAAAACCCACUACUGAGGGUUCAGUGGGGGCUGUGUGAGUUCGUGCUGGUUUGUCUCUAGCUGAAGAGAUGUCAUGGGGCAGACGCAACUUCCUGCUCUUUUCCCCUCAUCUUGCUCAUGCCCUUCAGUGUACAGAGCAGUCGGAUCUGGAGGCAAUACACUGGCAAGCUCUAGUCAGGACCCUCCACGAGGCUGUCAUAUGGCUUAAAGGGUUUUCUUGUGUGGCUGUGUGAGAACUUGGAGGAGCAUACAGCAGAGAGACUACAAAAGGAGUGAAAACUUUGUGCAGCUGUGCUACAAGGUCCCUCUUCUCGAGGCUCUCUUCCUCUAACAGACCACCAGGAGGAGGCUUGCAUCCUAGCCUGCCAUAUACCUCGACUUGUCCAUCACUUUACUUUUACUUUUCUGCUUCUUUAAAGAUUUGGCAUUGCUUUUUUAAUUAUUUGUGAAUCCUCAUCAUUUUCAUUAUAGGCUUUUUUCUAGUGUACCCUUUGGUGUGUUUUUGAUAACAGGGGAUAAAGGAAGAGUCCAUCCCCUCAGCUCCUCUCUCUGUCUCUCCUGUGUGGUUGGAGGGAUUUCACAUGGCUGUGGAUGGCUCAGGCCAUGAAUCAGUUGUGUCCACGCAUGCUGUAUUUGAUUAAAGUCUAUUUUUAUUUCUCUUUUUUUUCUGGGCCAGCGUUUGAUUUUUGUAAUGUAAUUUAUCCUAUUUUUUAAAAACGCGGCUACUGGUUAAAUUUUCACCCACUCUACCCUCCCUUGUUUUUCUAUAGGGGGAUAAGAUAUUUAAUGACCUGCCUGAGGCCAACAUGUACUACAGAGUGUCUCUGUCAGAAUGCACCUCUGACAGAUUAGCUGUAUUUAUUUAUUUAUUUCUCAAAGAGGAUGUGUGCUCAGUGCAGCCGGGCUCUAUUGUUUUGUUCAGGUAAUCGUAUGGUAGCAGAUAUGUGAUGGUGUUUGAUGGCCUGCAUGGAGUGAGGUAUCAAAGGCAGACAUGCUUCCAAGGCUUUUGUUCUUAAUGCUGCUCUUUUGCUGGUUGAGUGACAGUCUAAAGAGUAAACUACUGAAGUAGCCCGAUGGCUCAAACUGCCAAAAUGCUUUUAUCUGAAAUGGUGUGACUUGUUACCACAGUUGUUAUAGACCAUUUAAAAUUACUCUCCCAAAACCAGGGAGAAAAGUAAUGUUAAACUAAUCAUGACAUUAAAGGUGCACUUUGGAGAGAAAUAGAUGGGAGAAAAAAAUAUUUAUUUAUUCAGGGACAUCUGGGUAGCCUAUCAUUUAAGACACUCUUUCUAAUGUAGUUUACACAGGGCUAAAUAUAUCAUAAUUGAAGUCACUAAUUAUUAUUAUUAUUAUUAUUAUUAUUGUCUGGAAUAUUUUUGCUUGGUUUCACAGUGUAUGCAUGUAUUCAUACAAUCACAUGACCACAUGCUCAGAAAGGAAGACUUAGUGAUCUAUUAUGCAAAUAAGGUGUUCAAAUGUUUUAGGUUUUAUUGUUAUGUGACCUUAAAUGUGGUAUGGAAUGUGGGUUUUUUCCCAAUUAUGUAUAGUGCCAGAGUGACACGUACAUUUUUCAGUAAAUUUUAAAUUGAUAAUGUAUGAACUGAUAGUAUAUUUACUUAAUUCUUCAUUAUUCCAUACAUAAUGAAUGGAAUAUAGAAAGAAAUGUCACUGCUUUGCACAUUGUUAUUGGUAAUUUAACUUUCAGUAAGUGACAGCUUUUUUUCUCCCAGAAUGAAACUGGGAAAUUGUGUUUUUCAUAACAGGCCUUUCGAACUGAUUGUCUGAAUUAAAUAUUUUGUUCCUUUCCAA
This is a messenger RNA of Electrophorus electricus (electric eel), 10518 nucleotides long. The record is from RefSeq and is a predicted model, not a curated record. NCBI's taxonomy places the organism in Eukaryota, Metazoa, Chordata, Actinopteri, Gymnotiformes, Gymnotidae.